GGUGAACGAACCAACAAGGAAUUCAUGAAGCUUCCUGUGUUAAAAGACAAAUAAUAAUAUCGAGUGACUUCGUAGGUUUACAUCGCCCCAGCGCCGCCACCAUCAAGAGAUCUCGACAUCUCCAUCUCCACUCUAUGCAAUGUAGUCCACUGUAAACAAGUUGUAUAAACAUACACUCUCACACACAUCACCACCCCCUCUCCCUCGUCUCUCUCUGUCUUUCUCUCUCUCUCUCUCUCUCGCACGCACCACGCACUUGUCAUCGAUAAAUUUCCGGAUUUAUAGGCUCGGCUUGGAUUUUUGGUUUAGCAAAACUAGGAUUUUGAUUACUAAUGUUUUUCGCCAAACAACUGCGUAAGGAACAUUUCUUGUCACUGAUCUAUGAUGUCUAAUUCAGUGAAGCAGGUGAAGCAAAUUAUUGGCCGUAGGACACGGAGGAUUAGUGGCAAAUAUCAUUUAGAAUAUCUCAUUCGGUGGAAAGGCUUUGGUCACAAAGGAGACACAUGGGAGCCAGUCAGUAACCUGAAGUCUUGUCAAGUGUUGGUGCGCAAAUAUGAACGGCAACAUGGCAAAAUAUCACUUAGGAAUACAUCUGCCUGUAAAAUAUUAAAAAAUGCUAUCAAGUCUAAAAAGACACCUAAUUCUAAGAAAGUUUCUCCUGAUAGCAAGAGCAGGACUAGUGUAAAUGUGAAAAGAGAAAACGGUGUGAGUGAUGAGUGUACAGAAUGUGACAGUGACGAUGAUCUAUUAUAUUCACUUGUCUCAAAACCAACAAAACCAAAAAAAAAGAUUGAACCGAAAACUGUUAAAAAAGUGCCAAAGGCAACGAGUAAGAACUUUGAAACAAACGCCAGCUGCUCCAAAGUGCCAUUGACUGUGUUAGCAAGCAAAACCACAACUCCUUGUACCACCAAAAAAAAAGGGAUGAAGAGAAUGAAGUUACUGGAUAGUGUAAAGAAAAAUGAAUCAAAAGCAGUAAUUUCUGGAAUUACAAAUAAACCUGUCUCUGCAGUGACUGCUUACACUGCAGAUGUCAGCCAGAUCAAGCGUACCUCAUCCAUGAAUCCAGCCACCAUGUCAAUGGACACAUUGUAUGGAGAUGUGCCUGGAUUCCAGAUGUUGCCAAUGAUCCCGACCAGCCCAUCCACGAACACAUACCGUUUACUCAUGUCGAAAGUUCCUCCACAGCCUCACUUAAACAAGAAGCAUAAACGGAAAGAAGAGACUGACAGUAGUGAUGAAGAAUGUCAAACUCAAAUCGAACGCCGUCUCAGUGUACGCCAAAGUGAGUGUGCUUUUAGAUACAAAGAAAUCGUUGUCAAAAAAUCAAAGGGCUACACUCAAAUAUGGCUGAACACCCACACUGAACUAAGAAAUGCUUUAAAUCCACAGGUUAUUCAAGAAGUUGUGUCUGCCUUAAAUUCUGCCAAAUAUGAUGACAGUCAUCUUGUGAUGUUUUCCAGUCUUGGCAGUGUCUUUUGCUCUGGCAUAGACCUCCAUUUUCUGCUAACUGGUGAACGUAAGGUACAAGCCAGAAAAAUGGCAGAUGCACUCAGAGAGUUUACUAAGGCCUUUAUAACUUUUCCCAAACCAAUUGUGGCUGUUGUUCCUGGAGCUGCCAUAGGUACUGGCAUGGCUAUACUUCCUAUCUGUGAUAUUACAUAUGCCAGUGACAAAGCAACAUUCUAUUUACCUUAUUCUCAACUGGGACAGACUCCAGAAGCUUGUGCCUCUUACACACUUCCUCUUGCUGUUGGUAUUGCAAUGGCCAAUGAACUGUUGUUGGGUCGGCGGAAAGUAACAGCAACUGAGGCUCAUCAGCUGGGUUUAAUCUCUCAAGUCUUUUGGCCUACGUCUCUCAUGCAAGAGGUCAUACCUCGAAUUCAGACUAUGGCUAAUUCUUCAGCAAAGGCAAUGGAAGCAACUAAAUUAUUAGUACGCAGUCAUCAGCGCACGAAGCUUGAACUGACAAAUGAAACUGAAUGCAACUAUUUGUUUGAGAGAUGGUCGCAGCCUGAUUACCAAAAAGCAAUUCAUGAAUACUUAAGUGAUGAGAAAAACUUCUCAUAUUGACUGACUCCACUGUCAAUAUAGAGUCACAUGAUACUACUACUACUAUUGCUACUACUACUACUACUACAUUGACUAGAUGUUCUCGGUGGUUUAGUCUUUGACUUCUGUCUCAUUCAGCUUCCCACUACAUUGUAAGAACAUUGCCCAAAGUUUUAAUAUGCGUUCUUCACUGUCAACUAUCUCAUGUCUUCAUUGAACAUGCUAUCUGAUGGAUCAUACUCAUUUAACAAUGAAAUUUGAUAAAAAAAAAAAAAGAAAAAAGAUGAGUAAAAUAAAAUUCACACACACCUCACAAUCAAUAAAGAAAAAAGAAAACAGACUUCUAUUUCAAGGAUUAACAUGAUUUUUAAGUUAUCAUGUGUCAUUCUGCAAACUAUCACAAAUAUACAUGUAUCUGUGUGCAUGUGUUAUUACACGCACACACACACAUACACAUGUUUGGAUGUUCAAAUGUGAGAAUGCAUAUUCAAAGAGCUUUGAAUGAAUAAAAGGCAAAAGUGACUCAUUCCAGUGUUACUGUGAGUUUCUCACUGCAUUCAAUCCUUCAGAGAUAUAUAUAAAAAAAAAAAAAAGAAGAAAA
This is a messenger RNA of Octopus sinensis (East Asian common octopus), 2653 nucleotides long. Its product is annotated as chromodomain Y-like protein 2. The record is from RefSeq and is a predicted model, not a curated record. Gene Ontology annotation, molecular function: transcription corepressor activity. Gene Ontology annotation, cellular component: nucleus. The coding region runs from base 382 to 2073 and encodes 563 amino acids. The transcript is spliced from 8 exons. Lineage: Eukaryota; Metazoa; Mollusca; Cephalopoda; Octopoda; Octopodidae.